Messenger RNA from Cylas formicarius (sweet potato weevil), 645 nucleotides. RefSeq names its product large ribosomal subunit protein eL33 (gene RpL35A). The transcript is spliced from 3 exons. Gene Ontology annotation, biological process: cytoplasmic translation; ribosomal large subunit biogenesis. Gene Ontology annotation, cellular component: cytosolic large ribosomal subunit; ribosome. Gene Ontology annotation, molecular function: structural constituent of ribosome. The record is from RefSeq and is a predicted model, not a curated record. Lineage: Eukaryota; Metazoa; Arthropoda; Insecta; Coleoptera; Brentidae. Bases 126 to 578 code for a protein of 150 amino acids.
GUGGGUUUAAAUUAUUAUUGUUCUUAAUCCAGGAAAAUAUUUUUGUGAAAUGACUUGAAUUAUGCAAAAAAUAUUGAUAUUUUUGUUUUAACAAAAACAUCUUUCUCCAAUUUCUACAUAAACGAAUGGCCGAUACUACGGUUCUGAAGAAGCCCAAAGGCAGCAAAAAAACACCUAAGGAAGCCUCUGCGGAUGCUUCCGAGAAAAAGUCUGUGGGGAGAAGGAGGCCUAUUAAAAGACAUGGGAGGCUUUACGCCAAAGCUAUUUUUACAGGUUAUAAACGUGGACUUCGUAAUCAGCAUGAAAAUACGGCGUUGCUAAAAGUGGAAGGUGCAUCCUCAAAACCAGAUAGCUGGUUCUAUGUAGGCAAAAAAUGUGUAUAUGUUUAUAAAGCGAAAAAUAAGACGUGUGUACCUGGAAAACCAAAAUCGGUUAAAUCUAAGGUACGCGCCAUUUGGGGAAAGGUUACAAGACCGCAUGGGACCAGUGGAGCUGUCAGAGCUAAGUUUAAGAGGAAUUUGCCAGCCAAAGCUAUGGGGCAUCGCAUUCGGAUUAUGCUGUACCCUUCAAGGAUAUAAUGUUUAUUUUUUUUGUAAUUAAUUUAAACCAAAAUACUUAAAUAAAAGGAUUUUGGGUUUGAAAAAA